AUGGAUCGACUAAAAAAAUAUAUACAUCGAAAAUCGGUCGAGCGCAAGGGGUACCGUCUCUUGCCACCAGCUCCGCCAAGUCCACCACCAUCGAGGGAAAUGGUGAGAUAUUGGGAAUGUCCUGGAGAAAAAACAUCAAAGUCGCCAACGUUUUCAUCAUCAUCAUCAUUGAGGGAAAAAGUGAGAUAUUGGGAAUGUCCUGGUGAAAAAGCAUCAAAGUCGCCAACGUUUUCAUCAUCAUCGUCGUCGUCGUCGUCGCCGUCGUCGUCGCCGUCAUCAUCAUUAAUAUCAACAUUAACAUCAUCAUCAAUAUCAACAUCAACAUCAUCAACAACGCCAUUAAUACCAUCAAAAUAUAAGCCAUAA
Molecule: messenger RNA, 366 nt
Organism: Mycetomoellerius zeteki
Lineage: Eukaryota; Metazoa; Arthropoda; Insecta; Hymenoptera; Formicidae
Exons: 1
Coding region: 1-366 (121 amino acids)
Source: RefSeq, a predicted model, not a curated record